AGGAAGAAGAAUCAUCAGUCACCACUCACCGCACAUUCACCGAGAGAGAGAGAGAUCGACGAGUUAGCAGAACUCAGCCACCAUGGUGGGUCCACAGUACGAUCUGCUAGCGAACCCUCUCGGCGCUAUAAGGUCCACCUUCGAGAACGCCAUAGCCUCCGGCACCGAUCCCACCUCUCUCAACCGCUGCGACUGGGGCGCCGUCGAUCUCUUCCGCCAGUUCCUCGCCGACGAGUCCAACUUCUCUCAGGUUCCGGUUCUGACCGCUGCCACCAUUAGGCAUGUGAAGCCCAACACUCUGGUUCGGUUCCGCGGCUUCAUACAGGACAUGUUUGGGAAUGAAUGUUACAUUGGCGCUUACAAGGAUGGUUCGGCGUGGAGGACCAACAAGUUUAUGGAUUUUUCUCCAGUUCCUAUGGCUUCCCCCUCACCUGAUACGCUAAUCUGGGAACGCCGAGUGCAUUACUGUAUUCCGAUUCCCGGACUGAAUCCGUGGGCUGAAGUUGGGAAUGAUUCUAUGGAUUGGACAUCGGAACAAAGAGUAAAGCGGAGGAGACCAGAGGAUGACUCUCCUGAUAUGCCUGUCUCUUGUGACAAUGAUCAGGGUUCUCCUAGUACUAAAAAGAUGAGAGAAGGUGAAGACUCUUCCCUUACUACUAAAUCUCAGAGAGCUUCACUUGAGAUUGCUGUGUCUAGUACAAGUUUAAUGUCUGGUCUUGAUAGUAACUCACCUGCCUGUAUUGUUAAGAUAUACGAUACUCCAGACUCUGAAUUGAAUCUGAAUGACAUUUUUGAGUUUGUGGGCAUCCUUACUGAUCCAGUGCUUCAUGAGGACAAUGAAGAUAGUGAAUUGUCAAAUAGUGAAUUGUCAAAUGAACUUUGUGCAGAAUUUAUGCAUCCUAAGGUACCACGCCUUCAUUGUUUAAUUCACAGAAAGCUUGCAGUUCAGGACUUCAUUCAGAAUAACCCUAUUUUAGAGCCCAAGCCUGAUCUGGUGAAAGGCAUCCGAGAAACAUUUUCAAGACAUCUCUCGUCUGUUCUUGGCAAUGAUGAUGUAGCUGCUCAUUUCGUGUUGUUGCAUCUCUUUUCCAAAGUGCAUGCUAGAGUGGAUGAUCAUUUUCCUGUGGGAAAUCUUUCAGUAAACCUUACAUCUUUUAGUAAAGAAACAGCGUCUAUAUUUGGCAGUCAACUAACCCUUGUAGUCAAGAACCUUCUACCCUUCACACAUUCCAUACCCCUCACAGUGGAGUACUUGAACACUGCUUCACUUGUACCAACAAAAAAUUAUGAGACAGAUAGAUUAGAAACUGCGGUCUUGCAAAUGGCUGAAAGUUCACACUUAAUUGUUGAUGAGACUAAAUUAGAAGCUGGAUCUCUUAAUUCAGUGGGGGUAGAGAAUGUAAGGUUGCUAGGAGAUUUAGUGGAGCUGCAAAAGGUGGACUACAACUUCAUGUACUGCACAAUGCCCAUCGAAACUGAUGUACAAGUGCUAGUUUUGUCAGAGGGGAAAUCAAAUAUCUUGCCAGCUGAUGUAAUUGUGCCUUUCCAGCCUUCUGCAACCAAUUGCUCUGAAGCUGUGGCCGCAGAAACUUUGGAAGCUUGGAGGUGGUAUUUAGCUACUGUUAGACAACUUCCACACUCUAUUGGAUCAGAAGUUCAGAAGGUAGUUGAAAAUGAUUUUGUAGAAGCAAGACAGACAGAUAGGAGCUUAACUCCCCAAGAUUUUAGCAGAUUGUUAACGAUGGGUCGCCUCAUGUCCAAAAGCUUCGGUGAGACCAGUCUAUCACUGGAACAUUGGCAAAUGGUCAAGGAUCUGGAGAGACUGCGGAGAGAGAGGUUAAAGUGAAGGUCAAGUUGUUCCAAUCUGUACAAGGUUUUAAACAUCGGUUAAGCAAUGAUGGUCUGAGAGAUAAUUUGUUUUUUGGGUCAAAGGUCUGAGAGAUAUGAAUGCAGUUAGAUGGACUCAAGUGUAGAGUCUGUGUCUCAUAGUUGCCUAAUCUUAUUAACCCUUGUUCUUCAACACUCACUUUUUAAAUGUCACAAUAUUUAAACUGCUUUUAUUAAAAAUGUUGUCGAGCUAAAAAGAUUGCAACAUAAGAAAUUUAAUCUCA
Lotus japonicus is the source of this 2111-nucleotide messenger RNA. Its product is annotated as mini-chromosome maintenance complex-binding protein. The record is from RefSeq and is a predicted model, not a curated record. Bases 83 to 1846 code for a protein of 587 amino acids. NCBI's taxonomy places the organism in Eukaryota, Viridiplantae, Streptophyta, Magnoliopsida, Fabales, Fabaceae. Gene Ontology annotation, biological process: DNA-templated DNA replication. The transcript is spliced from 14 exons. Gene Ontology annotation, molecular function: chromatin binding.